This is a messenger RNA of Amphimedon queenslandica, 2210 nucleotides long. RefSeq lists its product as uncharacterized. The record is from RefSeq and is a predicted model, not a curated record. Lineage: Eukaryota; Metazoa; Porifera; Demospongiae; Haplosclerida; Niphatidae. Gene Ontology annotation, biological process: signal transduction. Gene Ontology annotation, molecular function: protein binding. The transcript is spliced from 9 exons. Bases 30 to 1970 code for a protein of 646 amino acids.
UUUUAUAACUAUAGUAUAGGAUAGGAGUGAUGGAGUCUCAAAUUUUAUUCUUUGCUUCUGUUCUUGGACUUGUUUCAGGCAGUAUCUUCACUAUUGAACCAGAGACACAAUAUGUAUAUGUCAAUGAUACUGUGACAUUUGAAUGUGCUACUAACUUGACUGGAAAUAAUAUUUAUUUCCUCUCUAAAGGAGUUCAGCCAUCUUCACAAUCUAUUGUAGCAUUACCUAAUGGGGGAAUGAUGAUAUCAUUUAAUCUAACAGCAUCAAAUGAAUCAAAUGGAACUGAUGCUACUUGCUAUACACUGUUUAAUGGACAUUCCACUGAAACUGCUUAUGUUUAUGUUCAAGGUCCACCUGAUAGUGUCAGUAAUUUAACAGGAUAUCAGUUAGAUUCUUGUUGUAUGUUUAUCAGUUGGCAUCCUCCAUUCACACUACCAGGACUAACAGUACAGUAUAUAAUCAGUGUAGGAACUGAUCAACAGUACCUUAAUGACUCUAUCACUAACUACACUUACUGUCCAAUGAACCCAACCAAUGAACAAUAUCUGUUUAACAUUACAACUACUAAUAAAGUUGGGAAUGGAUCUACUAGUAAUACAACUGUUGGAUUUCAAUCAAAUUCACAGAUUUCAAUCAUUCAUCAAGAUUCUUAUACAUAUCGUGUGAACAAUUAUUGGUACCUUCGUUUCCUUUUAUCAGCUCAUCAGUUGUGUACUGGAGUGCCACUUACUAAUAUUACAUUAUGUACUGUUAAUAAUAAUUCUUGUUAUUCAUCAACAAAUAUAACCAUUAAUCAUAGUGCUUACAAUAACAUUUCACUUGUUGCUAUUAUAAAUCUUCCAUUGAGAGAGAUACUGAAUACUAAUGUUAUUAUAUUCUAUCAAAAUGGAGUAGAGUUUGAAAGCAACACUAUAACAAUCAGUACUUAUCAUCUAAAACAGUUAAACUUGAUUAAUACUACUAAUAGCAGAGUAUGUCUUCAAUUUCAGUUUGUUAAUGGCAGUACAACUAAUAUUAUUUAUAUUCACAUCACUAAUUAUGAAGAGCCAGUUCAACCAGUGUAUUACAAUAUAUCUCGUAAUGAUCAGUUGAACUUUAUUCAGUGUAUUACUAACAUACCAGCUGGUAAUAACUUAACACUGUAUGCAUGUGAAUCAAUGGAGGACUGUACUACUAAUCCUGCUGCUGUAAUAACUGGUAUUAAUAUCUCAUCUAUUUCUUCAACAAUUGUUCCUAUAAUUGUCAUCUCGGUAAUAGUUGUCUAUAGGAGGAGGAGGCAUAAAGAACCAGUAGUCAAUAGCUACCCUUCUGUUGAGCCAAAUGUGGUUCCGCUAAACUACAUUGACAUUGAAGUUGAUCCUAAUGCCCCAGCUGUUCCACCACCAUUUGAUUCAAACCCAGCCUCUUACUCAGAAAUAAAACUUGAGGUGUACAAUAAAGUGUCACAUGAUGUUAGACAGGCUGAUCUCUCAACACAUGGGAAUGUUGAGACCAAUGGGAUGUACUCCAGACUUAACUCAGAAGGAGGAGGUGCUCCUGUUUAUGACAAAUGUCAGCGCAAUGAUACAAUACGAAAGCCUGGGCAACUAGGAGAUACUGACAACUAUUCCAAAUUAAAUGUGGGACAACAGGCCUCAUCUUUUAAUGGAACUUCUAUUCCUUGUCAAUAUUCUGUAGUUACAAUGGAAAGCAGUGAUGCUCCUCUUAUUCAAAAAGAUUUAACACAUAAAGACCUGUCUAUUUAUGUCAUUCCUUAUCUCACUGAAAAGUGGCGUGAAGUGGGACUGGCAUUAGCACUGACUCCUCCCCAGCUUGACGAUAUAGAGGAGAACAAUCAAGGAAUAAGUGAUGUGUUUCAAUUGUGGGAGGACCUUGCUACACGUCCAUUCACAUGGGAGACUUUAUUGAAUGCACUCAGAUCCCCCAUCAUUAAUGAAGCCAGACUUGCGAAUGAGCUUUUAAAAUUGUGAUAGCCUCUAAAAUAAAUUAACCUCUUAAUUUUUAAAUUAUAAAUUUUGCUGUGUGUAAAGAAUCAGUUUAUUCUUGUUAGUUUUAAUUUUCAUAUUAACUGAUAAUCAGUUUCCUAUUAUCACGUUUUCACUUUCAUGUUUCACUGAAAGAGAUGCACCUGCUCUAGCACAAACAUUUUGCAAUGUGCAUACACAUGUAUUACUUAUUUAUGUUUAAUGAAUAAGGACUUUGUACUUUUA